This is a messenger RNA of Lentinula edodes (shiitake mushroom), 1152 nucleotides long. RefSeq lists its product as uncharacterized. The transcript is spliced from 4 exons. NCBI's taxonomy places the organism in Eukaryota, Fungi, Basidiomycota, Agaricomycetes, Agaricales, Omphalotaceae. Bases 1 to 1152 code for a protein of 383 amino acids. The record is from RefSeq and is a predicted model, not a curated record.
AUGUCUCUUCCUCAAAAAACGUUUUCUCGAAGUCCCAAUACUGUAUUAGGGGAAGACGCUCUGCCUAAUCCUAUGGCGCCAGCUCCUCCAAAACCGAAACGCGGAAGAGGUGGUAGGGCACCUAGCACAAAAAAGGGCAAAAAACAAGAACAAAGUGAAAGCGAAUCUACUUCUGUAACUCAGGCUACGCUUCCGCUAGUCUCGCCUAUGUCUGGUUAUCCUCCUCCUCCUCCUCCUAUAGCUCGAAGAGUUCCCUUACCAUCUGCUGCUCCGAUAGAAGACGUAGUCAAAAGAGCUGGAUUGAACACGAAUGAAAAGGAAAGCGAGAGACUGGAAGUCUCUUGCUUUCCUGGAGUUGAAGCCAACGGUGUUGCUGGAAUCGAAGCUACUUGCAAUAAUCCAGGACUACACCUUCCUCAAGAUAUCAGUGGGGAAGAAAAUGUCCUUGAUUACGGAGGGAAUCAUGAACAGGGCUCAGGAGGGGAACAGGCUGAGUAUGCGCAUAAGCAUGCCGGAAAUCUUAAUAACGAAGGGGAGUACAACAGCUUUUAUGGGGGAGGCUACAGGGGAACAGGAGGUUAUGGCGGAGGUGGUUAUGGAGGUGGUUAUGGAGGUGGUUAUGGAGGUAGAGGUGGUGGUUAUGGGGGAGGUGGUGGUUAUGGCAGUGGUGGUUACGACGGCAGUAGUUAUGGCAGAGAUGGUGGUUAUGGCGGUGGUGGUGGUGGUGGUGGCGGUGGUUAUGGCGGUGGUUAUGGUGGUGGUUAUGGCGGUGGUUAUGGUGGUGGUUAUGGUGGUGGUGGUUAUGGCGGCGGUUAUGGCAGUGGUUAUGGCGGUGGUUACGGCGGUGGGUACAGCAAUAGUCAUGGAGGGAAUGGGGGAAGUCAUGGAGGCAGCGCAGAAGGGGGAGGUCAUAUGGGAGGCUACGCAAGAGAAGGUUUUCAAGGUGUUCAGGAAGAGGGUAAAGGUAUGAAGGAGCCUUUGUGGGAAACCAAAGGGGUACGGAUAGCAAUAACGCUGGAGGAAGAGGAAGCUAUAUUCCAAGCUCCUCAGAAGAACCUACUCAACUUUCUUCUCAUGUUGAUAAAGGGGAUGUUGUUCCGAAGCCAUGGGGGAGUAACGACAAAGCUUAUAGGGAAACUACCGGAGGAAUAG